Messenger RNA from Penicillium argentinense, 291 nucleotides. RefSeq lists its product as uncharacterized. The record is from RefSeq and is a predicted model, not a curated record. The coding region runs from base 1 to 291 and encodes 96 amino acids. NCBI's taxonomy places the organism in Eukaryota, Fungi, Ascomycota, Eurotiomycetes, Eurotiales, Aspergillaceae. The transcript is spliced from 3 exons.
AUGGAGCCAUGUGGGCAUUACUGCCUUGAAUACUCAGAGGAGACGACCUUGACCUCGUGGCAAAGACACAAUUCCCUCUCCCGCAAAUGGUUCCUGCUUGGUCAACCAAAACACCCUCACGAUUGGAGUGAUAGGCCUAACCAAAUCCUCAGACGCGCUAGCCUAUUGCGCCACGGAGACGUGCUUAUUGAAACGGUGGCCCGACUUUUGGAUCCACAUACCCAGGUCAUUUCGGCUAAGGUGGGCAUUCUCCCUCUGUGGUUGGGAGUACGAAUCAGCUGUCAAUGCUAA